This is a messenger RNA of Anisakis simplex (herring worm), 1362 nucleotides long. Lineage: Eukaryota; Metazoa; Nematoda; Chromadorea; Rhabditida; Anisakidae. The record is from the annotation of a GenBank genome assembly.
AAACGAUUGAGUUUGACUUGUGGCAUCGGAGAGUAUGUAUCGAGAAUACGAUGUGAAGAGAGCUCACCUCCUGAGGAACCUCAGCAAGAAGAAGAUCCAGUGAAUGAUACGGAUAGAGAACGGAUAGUAUUGGAUAAAUUUGGCAGAAAAGUUGAUAGUUCUGAGACGAAUGAUGCCACCACAUGUAUGCAACGAACAUGGCGAUACAGUCAAGAGAUACUCCAAUAUUCAGGUGAGCAUUCAAACACGGCUAAUACAUCGUCGCGUAUGUGUGAUGAUAACAGGUUCAAUGACCUACCCGCACCACCGCCCCAUCCGACUGAUCCUGAACAGAUACGCAGAUUGAUUCGUUCGAAAAUGGUUCGAUGUAAGAAAUGUGGGAGUCGUUUCAUUGAGAAGAAUAUUCUGGAAAGACACUUACGUGACAAUCAUCCGAUUGAAUACGUCGCUUUUUUGAAACAACAGGAGGAUGAAAUCAAUGAACAACGAUUGGCUGAAAUCGAAGCGAAUCGAAUUGAAGAGUUGGCAUCCGGUGGAUUCAUUCCUCCAGAAGACGCGAUUGCUGCGAAUAGUUUCGAUGUGGAAUUAAAAGAUAUACCAUUACCGGGCGAGUUGAGCGGUGGAAAACCGGCACGUUUCGACGGGCAAGGAUUUCUUCGGCAACCGAAACGAAUUUUCAGAAAAAAGAUCUCACCGCAGUGUCCGUUUUGUGAUAAACGUUUUCGAAAUGAAGUAUCACUGAAGAAACACUUUAAAAAGAAGCAUCCGGAUUCGUUGGAGUUCACUCAGUGCCUGAAAUGUUUUAAAGCGAUUCCAUCUGAAGAUAAACUACCCACUCAUCAAUGCGAUUUGUCGUAUGUAUGUUUCGAGUGUACACCAAUUCGGAAUCUAUGCACACAAAGACGACUCUACUUUCAUCGUUCGAAGUUUCAUCGUGGCGCUAAUUCUGGAUUCAAGUGUAAUUUGUGUACAAUGAAGUUUUUGACACCUCGCAAACUGCGAAAGCACAAGAAAAUGGCUCACGUCUUCACGAGAACGUAUCAGUGUCAUUUCUGUGAAGAGCUCUUCACCAGCGAAUGCUCGGUGAUAACACACGAACGCAUCCAUACGGGUAUCAUAAAGUUUGAAUGUCGUAUAUGCGAUUAUAAAUGUAAUCGCUUCAUAAACAUGGAACAGCAUCAACGUGAAGAGCACGGCUACAUUUGUUCGGUGUGUCAUACGAAGUUGGCUGAAUGGAGUGAACUCAAAAAUCAUACACUUCAAGAGCAUGGUGGUUAUUUAACGAUCGAAUCGAAUACAGGUUUGCCAGUUUUGUUUCUUCUAAUCUAUUUGUUUUUGGACAAACUUGUUGAGGUGAACUAG